AUGCACCUCACUCAGCUUCUGGCCGAUCUGUUACUCUCUCUGUGGCGCGGUACUAUAGACUACACUCCUCCUGAUCAUCCAUCUACCUGGGAAUGGGCUGUUUUUAGAGAUGCCAACCUGUGGCAAGGCCAUGGACAAGCUGUCACAGAUGCUGCGCAACAUCUACCUGGGUCAUUCGAUAGGAAACCAUGCAACCCCACUCAAAAGAUUAACACCGGAUAUAAAACCUGGGAAUUCCAGAUGUACAUCUUUGGUCUGGGCCCCGCACUUCUCUACAAUGUUGUCCCUCAGCAAUAUUGGCUCAAUUAUUAUCAACUGGUGUGCGGUUUUUGUCUCAUUUGCCAGCACUCAAUUUCCAUGCAAGACUUACAAGCAGCACAUGCCUGCUUCAUUCAGUGGGAGCUCGACUUUGAGAUACUAUACUACCAACAGCAAGCUGAAUGCCUCCAGUUCAUAUGUCCGUGUGUCCAUCAAGUCAUGCAUCUCACAACUGAAACCCUUCAAAAGGGACCACCAAUUUGUUACUCACAAUGGACAAUGGAGUGCACAAUAGGAAAUUUUGGCCAGGAGAUUCGACAACCAUCAAACCCAUAUGCAAAUCUGUUGAGGGAGGGGGUGCAGCAGUGUCAGGUCAAUGCACUCAAAGCUAUGGUGCCUGACCUUGUUGAGCCAAAGCAGGACCUCCCUCAGGGUUCCAUUGAUUUAGGUGAUGGGUAUAGUCUUCUCCGCAAAUGUGAUCUGUAUGAUGUUCAACCUCAAGGUGGAGCUGCCCGAGCUAUUCGGGAGUACCUGGGGGCUGAUGUGAAAAUUUGUCGCUGGGCUUGUCUGCGCUUACCAAAUGGGCAGACAGCAAGAACAGUGUGGAGAGAAGCCAAGAAACCUGCUGAGAAGGUUUGCAUUUCACGCAAUGUCAAGCUCAUGUUGGAUGGUGAGAUUUGCCUCGCUGAAGUUCUUUACUUCACCCAUCUAGCUGUUGCAGAUGGCUUAGAUGAAGAUGGAGAACAGAUUUUUCAUUGGCAGGCCAUGGUGCUUGUCAUGAUGUAUUCCUAUCCAGAUCGUGACCUUCUCAAGCUCUCCUUUCACGCUGUAAGUUCAUGCAAACCCAUUGAGGAUGAUAUUUGUGUCGUAGAUGCGAAAUCCAUUACUGAUGUCAUUGGCAUGGUGCCCCACUGA
Molecule: messenger RNA, 1173 nt
Organism: Suillus subaureus
Lineage: Eukaryota; Fungi; Basidiomycota; Agaricomycetes; Boletales; Suillaceae
Exons: 2
Coding region: 1-1173 (390 amino acids)
Source: RefSeq, a predicted model, not a curated record